Molecule: messenger RNA, 1422 nt
Organism: Cladocopium goreaui
Lineage: Eukaryota; Dinophyceae; Suessiales; Symbiodiniaceae
Source: the annotation of a GenBank genome assembly
AUGGCUGGGACCGAUGCAGCUGCUGAUGAAAUGAAGGCUAUAAGGUUGACACGGUACACUCGGCUGAAGAACAUCAAGGUUCGUGUUCGUGAUGGAGCCCAUGCCGCAGGAAGGUUGACGCAGAAAUGGUAUGCCAUCCCAUACCUCAAAGAGGCUAUCACUUGGCUUCAAAAGGAAACGGCAAUCAGAGUGAAGGACCAGUUCCGGUGUGUCGGAGGGCGUGAUGCUGUCACUCCUCAAUUGCUUGCGCAAUGCUUUGAGCGCAUGAGUGCUUGGGUAACCAUCACCAAGGAGGCCUUACAGGCAGAAUUUCCAAGUUUCGAAGCGUUGUCAGCCUUCAGCGUGCUGCAACUCAGACCCAAGCUGGAUGCUACUGUGGUGAAGCGGGAUCUUGCAAAGGUUUGCAAGAUUUUUGGAGAAGAGCCAGAGUUGCCACAGUUGUGUCGCAGUUUCUGUGAUGUCGAGUACACAGCUCUCAAACGAAGAGACCGGAUCUCUGACAAGGAGCCUCUGGCCGACCUCAAAGCCUGGAUCCAUGCCCUUGAAGGAAGGCAAGCAGCGGAGUCCAAUCCAGUUUUGGUGAAAUUCGUUGGACGGGCAAUGUGCUUGGCACGAACUUCCACUUCACCCUGCGAGCGUGACUUUGGAAACAUUUUGCUUUGCUUCCAGAAGCGUUUGGCAUCCCCUCUGCUCAAAGAGAUGCACUUGCGCUUGAGCUUCCUCAAUGAAGAGCCUGGGAAGCGUGAUGAGAUCAUCAAAGGCGCCAUGGCAAUUUGGAAAGAAGGGUUCAAGUCUGCUCGGUUGAGUGGCCACCAGCGGCGGGGAAACUUUGUCUCGCGUUUGACCAUGGAGAAGAAAAGACGGGCUUCUACACCCAAUGACAGUGAGGCUGCUUGGGUGAAGCGCAGGCGUGUGGAAGUGGAUUUGGCACGUGGGUCUGCGGCAUCAUCCCAUGAUGGAACUGGAGCCCAGACUAAGAAGUUUUCUCCCGAAAUCAAGAAGGCCAUUGGGAAGAUUGCAAAGAUAGUGAAGAAACGCCGAUUUCAUGCACAAACUAUGGGAAUCCUGCAGAAGCAUGAAAAGUUGCCGAAGAAUGAAUACGAGGAUCUGUUGAGGCCUGAUCGAAAAGCCAACUUUCUGGAACGAGAAUUUGCAGCUCGCAAGUUUCCAUCCUUGAAGUCCAGGCCAACAUACCUUUGGACCAACUCCAAAACUUCCCGGGAGGAGGUUGUUCGCCUUGGUGCUUCGAUUGUGAGCACCUGGCAGGAAGCUUCGGUCCAUGUGGUUGACAGCUUUAACAACCCAGGCCAAAGAGUCAGUUGGGCAUCUAGACUUGGUGGCCAUUUGGUUGUGACCAAAGAUUUGCAGAACGGACCUUGGAUUCAGUGUCCCGGCUUGCAAUUUGGAUUUGGGUCAGCUUGA